Phyllopteryx taeniolatus (common seadragon) is the source of this 3533-nucleotide messenger RNA. RefSeq names its product transcription factor IIIB 90 kDa subunit-like. Gene Ontology annotation, biological process: DNA-templated transcription initiation; transcription by RNA polymerase III; transcription preinitiation complex assembly. The coding region runs from base 217 to 2277 and encodes 686 amino acids. NCBI's taxonomy places the organism in Eukaryota, Metazoa, Chordata, Actinopteri, Syngnathiformes, Syngnathidae. The transcript is spliced from 19 exons. Gene Ontology annotation, cellular component: transcription factor TFIIIB complex; nucleus; transcription preinitiation complex. Gene Ontology annotation, molecular function: RNA polymerase III type 3 promoter sequence-specific DNA binding; TBP-class protein binding; RNA polymerase III general transcription initiation factor activity. The record is from RefSeq and is a predicted model, not a curated record.
ACGCGAGUUGGAGGCAGGUAGCGUGCACGUGCGCGCCGUUUCAUCAACGGCGGCCGACCGGCUCCAUUGCGAUUCGCGCGUGUCCUCGUGGGCUUUUCUCGGCUCGCCGAAGCGACGCCCGGCCGGAGAACGAAGAGCGGACGGCGGCGGUGCCACGUAGCUAGCCGGCUAACGGAGUGCGAAGAGCGCGAGAGCGCCCCCCGUUGAGCCGCCGAGAUGAGCCGGACGUGCAAGAACUGCGGGAGUUCCGACGUGGACGUGGACCAUGCCCGCGGAGACGCCGUCUGCACAGCCUGCGGGUCCGUGCUGGAGGACAACAUCAUCGUGUCCGAGGUGGAGUUCGUGGAGUCGGGAGGAGGAGGGUCGCUCGCCGUUGGACAGUUUGUAUCCUCAGAAGGCGGCGCCAAGCUUCCGUCGUUCGGCGACGGUCAUCUGGCCCACGCGGGCAAAGAGUCGCGAGCGCAGACUCUGCACAAAGCGAAACAGCACAUCGGCGUCCUGGGACACCAGCUCCAGCUCAGCCAGCACUGCCUGGACACGGCCUUCAACUUCUACAAGAUGGCGCUGGCCAAGCACCUGACGUGCGGGCGCAAGGCGGCGCACGUCAUGGCCGCCUGCAUCUACCUGGUGUGUCGCACCGAGGGAACGCCGCACAUGUUGCUGGACCUCAGCGACAUCCUUCAGGUGAACGUGUACACUUUGGGGAAAACCUUCUUGGCGCUCUCCAGAGACCUUUGCAUCAAAGCUCCCGCUAUAGCAGACCCGUGCCUCUACAUUCCGCGCUUCGCCCAGUUGCUGGAGUUCGGCGACAAGAACCACGACGUAUCCAUGACGGCCUUGAGGCUGGUGCAGAGGAUGAAGAGGGACUGGAUGCACACCGGACGAAGGCCCUCUGGACUCUGCGGGGCCGCUCUCCUGGUCGCCGCUCGCAUGCACGACUUUCGCCGCACGCCCAAAGAAAUCAUCCACGUGGUCAAAGUGUGCGACAACACGCUCAGAAGAAGACUGGCGGAGUUUUCAGAAACGCCCACGAGCUCGCUGACGGUGGAGGAGUUCAUGAAGGUGGACUUGGACCAGGAGUGCGACCCUCCCUGCUUCACGGCCGGACUGCGCAAGAAGAAAGCGCAGCAGCUGGAGGUGGAGCUGAAGAAGAAGAUGGAUGACAUUGAAGGUGAGAUCGAAGGCUACCAGGACCAAAUUGACGCCGAGCUGGAAAGCAGUCGACCCAAACUCCGAGGAGUUUACGCCGCGUACGCCAAAGAAGACUUGAAGAAGCACCUGGACGACGUCAUGGGCACGUCCUCCAAGACCGAGGAAGAGCAGGAGGGCGAAGAAGAUGACGCGCUGGAGGCCGUGGCCAAACACUUCGGCAAAGAUGUCACCGAGCUGACGCUGGAGACGCUGAUCGAGCUGGAGCAGGGAGGCGGCGCCGAUGAAAACCAGGACCGGGACCCCAAGAGGAAGGGACCCACGCUCGCGUCCAUCUUGGGAGCUAGCUUACCCACUGCGGCCACGCUAGGUCUAAACGAUUCCGUAGGAAGCUGCGCCAAAGAGGAACAAGAUGACGAUGCUUCCGCUGAAGGCGGCGAGCUGGACCUGAGCGGCAUCGACGAUGGCGAGAUUGAGCUGUACCUGCUGAGCGAAAACGAGAUCAAAGUCAAGACGGCGCUCUGGAUGGCCGAGAACUCGGACUACCUCAAAGAACAGAAAGAAAAAGAGGCCAGAAUUGCUAAGGAGAAGGAGUUGGGCGUCUACAAGGAAAGGAAGCGAGUGACGCCUCGUCGGCGAGCGGCCAUCCGGGCCGACACGGCCGACGAGGCCAUCGAGAAGAUGCUGGAGCAGAAGAAGAUCUCCACCAAGAUCAACUACGACGUGCUCAAGGACAUGAACGUCAAGCCCGUAGCCAGCCCCGCCCACAAGGCCCAGUCCCCCAGAAGACCCACCCCAACCAGCGCCACCAGACUGAGCGGCCGCUGCCAAAGGCCGGGACGGGCGCCGCUCAACCUUAGCACGCCGCUCAGCUCCCUGGGAAAAAGGUUGCAGCCGUUUGUGACCGGGCAGCCCAACAAGAAGAUGGCCAUGCAGCAGCCCAGCGGCGCAGCCCCCCUCCCCGCCGCGGCCCCCCCGGCCACCUUGGUGGAGAGCGGCCCGGUGGUCUACGACGACGCGGCGGCCGAGGAAGACGAGGAGGAGGAAGAGGAAACGUGCAUGAGCGCCAUGCGGCUGAUGGGCGAUCGAGCAGAUUACGGCUGCGACGAUUACGACGACGGCUUCUAGCGGCGGCUUGUUGUUUUCUCCUCCGAUGUCGGACCGCUUCGCACUCUCGAAGGGAUCCUGCCUUUACGGACAUCGGCUGCCGAGCGAUCGAGAUGGCGGCGGCGGCGGCAGAUCCCAGAUGACGACAUCAUCGCAUAAAGUCGCCGUGAUGAUGCAGACGUGUGUCAAAGUUGACUCCGGGGGGAAUCUCAGUGGUAAAAGAAAAAGCUUGUACUUCCUGUUUAGACAGGAAGUGGCUUGAAGGCAAAGACAGAUGGCAAAAGUUGAUUUCUGACUUAUAAACUGUUAAGCCGUCAGAGCUCCUCAAGCAAACGUGUUUACUCGUCAACAAAACACAGGAAUUCGUUUUUUUGUUAAUUUAUUCGCAUGUUCGCUGCAGCAUGCCAUACUUUAAAUUAAUAUCUUUGAAUUAGGCAAAAAAUGUUCAGAAUGCAUUCAAAGAUGGCUUCUGAGCAGUAAGCAUUUUUGUUGUUUUUGGGGGAUUUGAUUUUGGAUUUAUCGUUUUGUGUUGGAAAGCGGCCACCGGGGGUGCCGGCGUCACGUGACGUGCCGCCAUACGAUGUGACGCAUCACCUGUUGUGACGUUUCAUGUUGUCACGAGUGUCGUCAUUAUUCAAUGUUAACAUUGACGUUGAGAAAAGGCGGAAAGCGAGGUGACGUGCAACAUGUCACACGUGAUGUUUGACGUCACCGGUCACGGCGACAACACGAACCGCGAUGACGGGAACGUGUCGCGUUUCACGUCGUGUGGCGUUAACUCGCAUCGUGACAUGACCCCACGCGACCUGUGACAUCACGCAACAUGUUGCCUCGUGCGACAGGUAUUUUUUGACACGGUGACAUGAAAUGUGACCUGUUGCACGCUGUCACCUUUCACGAGUCUCACGAUGUAACGUGACGUUAUGCGACAUAGCGUGCGACGUGGUGCGACAUUUUGCGAUGCGACAUUUCAUAAUGUCGCAUGUUCGACAACAUGAAACGCGAUGCGACAUUCGGCGAUGACGCGAGCAGGCCGCACGAUGUCGCAUUUGAUGUCGCGUGGGAUCAUGUGACAUCGUCAGACACGAGUCACGCGAGUGCCGGCGUCCGUCGAGAUGCGAGCGAACGCGCCGUCGCGUUGCCUGGCCGCUCUUAUAACAAUGAAAGCGUUUCUUCUCCCGCCACCGUGUCACCUGAUCGACAUGUCAGUCAAUUUCACUUCGUGGCUCAUCAUGAAAUUCAAUAAAUGAUUUUCACGCACGCAAAGCAAACGUUUA